Entamoeba invadens IP1 is the source of this 507-nucleotide messenger RNA. Its product is annotated as microsomal signal peptidase 23 kD subunit, putative. Lineage: Eukaryota; Evosea; Mastigamoebida; Endamoebidae. Gene Ontology annotation, cellular component: signal peptidase complex; membrane. The record is from RefSeq and is a predicted model, not a curated record. The coding region runs from base 1 to 507 and encodes 168 amino acids. Gene Ontology annotation, biological process: protein targeting to ER. The transcript is spliced from 3 exons.
AUGUACCACACUGCAGAGCGAAUGUAUAAUAUUGCGUACUACGCGUCGCAGUGGUUGGGUAUUGCUGCGUUUUGUCUCUACCUUACUUCAUUAGUUUUGUAUGUCCCGCCAGUUACUAGUGUGUCCAAUCCAAAAGUGACGCUUUUCAAAUCGUACCGUAAAAUCGAUGGCGUCCAAUUUGAUAUGGACCUCGACUUGGACUUUACUCCGUCUUUCAAUUGGAACACUAAGAUGAUUUUCGUGUGGGUGAAAGCGUCGUUUGAGACUGAAAAAACUCCAAUGAACAUCGCAACGGUGUGGGACACGAUGAUAAGAAAAAGAGAGAACGCACACCUCGUGUUGAAGAAUGAGAAGAUCGAGUAUACACUCAUGGACUUCGGAAAGGAAUUGAAAGGAAAAACUGUCAACUUGACAGUCGAGUGGAUGACCGUCCCUUGGUCUGGUUCCACGUCUAUUAGAAAAGGAAAUACAACAACCUUUGUUUUGCCAGAACAGUACAUUAAGUAG